UUGGAUGGUGCCGUCUCUAUGGUUCUGCGGCCGGCCCGGCGUGCAUUGCGCUUCCGGUCCCGCGGCUCCUUCCGGUGGCGGCCCGGCGUAGAGGACGGUCGGCAGGAUGUUGGCUUCAAGGGCGUUCAGCCUCAUCGGGAGAAGGGCCCUUUCCACCUCCAUCUGCCUGAGGGCCCACGGGCACGCUGGUGUUGUCAAAGCCGAGGAUUUCAGCCUCCCAGCGUACGUCGAUCGCCGCGAUGUUCCCCUGCCUGAGGCGGCCUUUGUCAAGCAGCUCUCUGCUCAGCAGAAGGCGCUGAAGGAGAAGGAAAAGGCGUCCUGGACCGCUCUGUCUGUCGAUGAGAAAGUCGAACUGUACCGCAUCAAAUUCAACGAGACCUAUGCAGAAAUGAACAAAGGAACAAACGAAUGGAAGACCGUCCUCGGGGGAGUGCUGUUCUUUCUUGGCCUAACUGGUGUCAUCCUCAUCUGGCAGAAAAUUUACAUGUACGGCCCUAUUCCGCACACCUUCUCUGACGAGUGGGUGUCCAUGCAGACGAAGAGAAUGUUGGACAUGCGAAUUAACCCCGUGGAGGGCAUUUCCUCCCAGUGGGAUUUCGAGAAGAACGAGUGGAAGAAGUGAGGCGACUUCAGUGGAACCUGCUCUGCUUGAACAUGAAAUGAUUCCAUCACCUGCGUGUGACCUCGUUGCUCAUGUACUGGAACAACCUCUCCACCUAAAUAGAUGAUAAUAAACCUCUGGUUAACUUGAA
This is a messenger RNA of Anas platyrhynchos (mallard), 752 nucleotides long. RefSeq names its product cytochrome c oxidase subunit 4I1 (gene COX4I1). Gene Ontology annotation, biological process: mitochondrial electron transport, cytochrome c to oxygen. Gene Ontology annotation, cellular component: respiratory chain complex IV. The record is from RefSeq and is a predicted model, not a curated record. Lineage: Eukaryota; Metazoa; Chordata; Aves; Anseriformes; Anatidae.